Messenger RNA from Rana temporaria (common frog), 7542 nucleotides. RefSeq names its product nucleoporin 214 (gene NUP214). The transcript is spliced from 37 exons. Gene Ontology annotation, molecular function: structural constituent of nuclear pore; protein binding. Bases 223 to 6489 code for a protein of 2088 amino acids. NCBI's taxonomy places the organism in Eukaryota, Metazoa, Chordata, Amphibia, Anura, Ranidae. Gene Ontology annotation, biological process: protein import into nucleus; RNA export from nucleus. Gene Ontology annotation, cellular component: nuclear pore. The record is from RefSeq and is a predicted model, not a curated record.
GAAGGACACCUGGCUGGCCUGACACUGCACAUGUGCGACCCGGGGGUGACAGAAAGGAGAUUGCCCUAAACAAAGAUGGCCGCACUGUACACGGAAAGUGUCAUCUUUUCAUUUCAUUGAUGAGCGCGAAGCUUCUACGUACGACUGCUGUGGUGAAAGAAAGUUCACGGAAGAGCUGUGAGGGGAUCCGCUGUGUGAGGCCUGUGUGAGAUAUACGGCCACAUGGAGGAAGAUACUGAUGCCCCCCCUGAGAGGGACACAAAGGAUUUCGUGUUCAGACAGUUGACAAAGUUGCGUAUCUUCGAACCUCCACAAGACCUUCCCAAAGAUCGCUCCGCUCUCUUGGCCAUAUCCAACAAGUAUGGGGCCCUGUUUAUUGGCAGUCCUUUUGGUCUGAAGAUUUUCUCUACCAGCGAUGUUCUGAUUCCUAUAAAAACUGGAGUGGACCCAAACAGCAUUGCUGCCAGUCCACCUGGGAUUGAUGUGCCAACAAAAUAUCCAGUGCAUCAUGUGGCCUUGAGUUCUGACAACCUCACUCUGUCUGUCUGCAUGUCCUCCAAUGACAAUGGCUGUAUAAUCUCCUUCUAUGAUACUCGUACACUACUGAACAAGGCCAGGCAACCUAAACAGGCCUUUGCAUCUCAAAGACUUUUGCAAGAUGCUGGCAGUUUUGUUUCAGACCUUAAAUGGAACCCAGUAGCUUCUAAUGUGGCUGUCUGUCUAAGUGAUGGGAGCAUCUCCGUGCUACAGGUCACAGAUACUGUAAGUCUGUAUGCCAGCCUGCCCGUAGCUACUGGGGUUACCUCAGUGUGUUGGAGCCCCAAAGGAAAGCAGCUGGCUGUCGGCAAACAGAAUGGCACAGUUGUGCAGUACCUCCCGAAUCUCCAGGAGAAGAAAGUUAUUCCCUGUCCUUCCUUUUAUGAUUCGGAUAAUCCAGUUAAAGUGCUGGAUGUUCUAUGGAUCAGCACAUACGUCUUUGCAGUGGUGUAUGCAGCUGCGGAUGGCUCUGUGGAAACCUCUCCUCAGCUUGUGAUGGUCUUGCUUCCGAAAAAGGAAGACAAACGAGGGGAGCGCUUCCUGAAUUUUACAGAGAUCUGUUACUGCAGCGUCAACAAUGAAAGGCAGCAUCAUUUCUUUAUGAAUUACAUGGAGGAUUGGGAGGUCCUUCUCGGAGCUUCUGCAGCUUCCAUAGAAGUCAGUGUAAUUGCCAAGCUACCUGACCAGAACACCUGGGAACUAUGGAUUUUGGAAGAUGCAGGCCGAGCUGAGCUACCGUUGUCUGACAACAGCGAUGACACCUUGCCUAUGGGAGUUGUACUAGAUUUUACCAGCCGGCUAGAAAUAGCAAUCAAUGAAGAGAAAGUCCUGCCUCCUUCCCCCAUACUUAUGAUACUUUCCACUGAUGGUGUCCUCUGCCCCUUUCAUGUGAUCAACUUAAAUCCAAAUGUAAAGACUCUCACCACACCCCUGGAGGAACUUCGUCUGGAGGGGGAGCGACUGCCUAGAAAUGCAUCAAGUGUUCCUUCCCAUCCCCCCCAGGGUCCUGGAGCUCCAUCUAGUACACUUUCGGCCAGCAAUCCAGCUUUUAGCAUUCCUGCAUCUAACCUUGCUUCCAAAGUUCAGCCAGCAUCCCCAGCUUUUAGUUUGCCUGUCACUACCAGCAAACCUGCCCAGGUUUUUACUCCUGCCACAGCAAGUUUUCCCAGCAAACCGCAGACCACUUCACAGGUGUUCGGCGCUCCUGCAGCAAGUUUUCCCAGCAAACCUCAGGCUGCUGCACAGGGAUUUGGUGCCAUGGUUUCAAGUCUUCCCAGCAAACCGCAGGCUAGCGUUUCACAUUUUGGUGUCACAGGCCCUGUUGGAAAACCCCAAGAAUCGACUACAGGUUUCAGCUUUUCCACAAAUUCGCCAUCUGCUUCAGUAGGAACAGCCCACCCUGGCUUUUCUGUGCCAUCAAAUCCCCAGGGUUUUUCCUUCCCUGUCCAAGGACCUCCAGCUUUUGGAACCUCCACUUCCAAGCCAGACAACGCCACUAACAUUGCACAACAAGCAACCAGCUCCAAUUUUGCAUUUUCUACUUCUAAUGUCAAAGUGAACCUUAGCGAGAAAUUCAGUGCCGUUGAUGCAGCAGCCACGAAACCUGGUUUUACUCCUCAUAGCCAGUCAUAUCCUUUAACCCCUCCUGUGAAGGCCACAGUGGCAGCUGUUCCCCAGAGUAGUAUUGGGCCUCCAUCAAUUCAGUCACCGUCCAUGAUGACUCCUAACCGCUCAUUUCCUGAUGGCCAUCCGCAACAAGCAACCCCAGUAAUGCGCCAGAAGGCUUUGAAGAUCAGCUCAUCAGAGGUGAAGCAAACACCUCCUCAGCCCCAAGCUACCAACCCUAUUAUAAAUGCAAUACAAGAAGAGAUUGCUCACUUUCAGAAAGAGAUGGAUGAAUUGAAAGCACGGACAGCAAAGGCCUGUUUCAUUGUAGGGACUGCUGCUGAGAUGAGACAUUUGAUGACCGAGUGCAAUGAUCUUGAUUGCUUUGUGCGGGAUAUCAAAGCAACCACAGAGUCACUACAUAAUGAUAAUGGGUGUCUACAAACCACCCUGCGCGAUGCAUUUACAACUGUGCAGGAUGCAAAAGAGCUGAAUGAAAAAAAAAAGAAUCCAGUAUACUGCCGUCUUCUGCAGCAGAGACCUCUGGACCCUAAGAGUGAGGCACAGAUGCAGGAAAUUCGCAGACUCAAUCAGUAUGUGGAAUAUGCUAUUCAGGAUGUCAAUAAUGUCCUUGAUUAUCGGUGGGAUCAAUAUUUGUACAACAGGAAAAAACAGAGGGGCAUUGUUGUUCCGCAGCGAGAGACGCUUUUUAACACGUUGGCUAGUCAUCAGGAAAUCAUCAGCCAGCAGAGGCAACGAUUAAACCAGCAGGUAGACAAAUUGCAGGAGCUCGGCCUGUACAACCAGACCUCUCAGUGGACUGUACAGAUGGACUCAUCCAAUGGUCAAAGACAAUUUGAAGAAGAGCUAAAAAACCUGCAAAUUGCAAUGUCGAAAACUGCUUUGGAGGCAAAACCCCAGCCCUCACCUAAAGUGCAGCCCAAGAUAUCAAAAUUAAAGCUGAACCAGCUGAGAAAUUUUCUGGCCAUCAGGAAACCACCAGUUGUUAGAUCACUUGCUCCAGUCAACCUUUGUCGGUCAUCAUUCCUGGCCCCGAGUUACUUUGAAGACUUGGAUGAUGUAAGCUCAACAUCUUCUCUUUCUGAGGCAGCAGAUAAUGAAGAGAUGCAAGCACCUCCACAACACGAGGCAUUUAAACGAGACACUCCACCACCAGAGCUAUCUGCUAUCCGAACUGCGCGCCAUGCCCAAGUGACACGUACCGCAUCUGUGCAGCCAGGCUUUGGGACACCAUCACUUCCAUUUGGAAAAUCUCAGUCUCAAAUUGGUCCAAUUACAAGCACCCCCGCCGUCCCUGCACAAGCCAUCAGAGUGAUCCCACAGGGUGCAGACAGCACAAUGUUGGCUACCAAGACUGUCAAACAUGGAGCUCCCACUGUUACGGCUUCACAAGCAGCUGCUGCAGCAGCUUUGAGAAGACAAAAUUCCUGCCAGGUGCCAGCCUCACUGACGGAAUCCACUCUGCAAACUGUACCCCAGGUGGUCAACGUUAAAGAAUUAAAGAGCAAUGGGCCUGGUCCAAAUAUUUCCACAGUGAUUGGGCCUUCUGUUCCACAGUCUGCUGCUCAGGUGGUCAACCAGGUGCUAGUGACCGUAGGAUCAGCUCCUGCUAAACAGGCUCAGUUGCAGCCACCCAGUGGAUUCAAGACCCCAUCUGCUUCAGCUCCUACCAGCAAUGUAAUUGCACAAACAGGAUCUGGGUUGGCAACCAACAAAACGGGACAAACCAGUUCAAAAUUUGAGGCCCAGUCUACAACUUCAACUGGCUUGACAUCUGGUCUCCAAGGCAACAAAGCGUUUUCUUUUUCAGGACCUAGUGGUGUGUUCCCAAUGGGUAAUGGCGCUCCAUCUUCUGCUCCGUCAUCCAGUCUAGGAAGUAUAGCUCAAGUAAAGGAUGCUAGCCUGCCAACCCCUUUUAUCAACAACAAUGGAAACAAGUUCCAGUUUGGCCUUGGAACAGAAUCAAACUUUGCUUUUGGCCCUCCUAAGCCAGCCACUGGUAUCUCCACUGCCAACCCCUCAGAUUCUACAAGUGCUAAAUCAACAUCUGCCCAAGCACCUCCACUUACUACAUCACUAUCCACUGGUGUAGGCAUGGCAGCUGCACAGACCUUCACUGGAGGAGAGACUUUGGGCAGUUUUUCAGGACUGAGGGUUGGUCAAGCUGAAGAAGUACCCAAGACAGAGCCUCCUAAAGUCACUCCAUCAAUACAGCCAGUAAAAAUUUCUGGUGGUUCUACCUUGACAGGCAUUGGAGGAUUUCAGCCUUCAAAACCGGUAGAACCAGCUUCAUCAAUAAGCAGCUCUUCAACCAUGUUUGGUAAUAUGAAAUUAUCAAACCCCGGGAUAGCUGGUGGGUUUAAUUCUACUAGCAUUAAGCAGAACUUCUCAUUUACAACACCAGCCACCACAACUUCUGAAACUGAAGUUUCGUCCACAACACAAGUUGCAUCAUCUCUGCCUUUUGGUGGUUUUAUAGCUCCUUCAACAUCACUUCAGACUCCUACAACAACAGUUUCGGCUUCAUUGCCUACACCUGUACCCAGCUCCACACCUGUGGAGGCCACACAACCAGCACCUGAAAAACCACCGAAUGAGCCUGUAGUACUCCCUCCCCAGCUGCAAGCAUUACUUGCUUCCGUAACAGAGAGUAGUAAGGAGCCUGCUUCUGCCCCAACAUUUUCAACGGCUGAAAGAACAAUGGCCACAGUUCCUGCUGUCAUACCUACAGUUGCUAAGACAACUACACCCGUUUCCGGUUUUUCAACCACAGCGAGCGCCAAUCUUAAUGUCCCCAUCACUUCCACACCUACAUCAAUUACUCAUCUGUCUCCUCCUGCAGCCACCACCUCUGAGGGACCUCCUUCUAAUACUCCAGUGUUGGUUACAUCAGCUCCUACAUUGGGUCCAACCAGCACACCGGUCACGUCUGCAUCUCCAGGGUCUACUGCAACAGCCUCUUUUGGCCAGCCACCAGUAGCAACUGCACCUACUACAACAGCUGGUUCUCUCUUUGGCCAGGCACCAGCACCUAAUACAGGUACUCUGUUUGGUCAGCCAAGCAAUACAUCUACCACCACAUCUGGGAUUACUACUUCUGGCUUUGGCACAUCAGGUUUUGGAUCAGCAGAUGGUGGUGGAGGCUUUGGACAGCCUACAUUUGGUCAAACGGCAUCGCUUUGGAAAGCCCCAGCUAACUCUUCUAGCAACUUCUCCUUUGCACCAUCAGCCUUUGGAUCACAACCAGCCUUUGGACAGGCUCCUGCUUCAACUGCUGCAACCAGUAGUGGUGGUAGCCUGUUUGGAGGGACUGCAAACACAAGCAGUGCAGGUUCAUUCUCAUUUGCGCAACCGCCAAGCAGCAACAAUGCAUCCACUUCUGGAGGAGGCCUAUUUGGACAGAGCAGCACCCCAGUUUUUGGCCAGGGCUCCACAUUUGGGCAAAGUGCUCCUGUUUUCGGCAGUGCAAGCUCAUCUACAACAACAACAACAACGUCAUCUUCUGCAUUCAGCUUUGCGCAACCAUCAGCAUUUGGCUCCAAUUCCACUGGAUCUGUAUUUGGCCCAUCGCAAAGUGGCAACAACGCAGGUGUCUUUGGACAGGCGCCUGCCACCGGUGGGGGGCUUUUUGGCACAAGCGGCAAUAGUACGGGUGGUGGUUUCUUUAGCGGUCUUGGUGGUAAACCCAGCCAGGAAGCUGCCAACAAGAACCCAUUUGGAUCAGCCAACACCAACACUAACACCAACACCAACACUGGUUUUGGGUCUCCCAGCUCUGCAAAUACAAACAGUCUCUUUGGCAACAGCGGGGCAAAGAGUUUUGGAUUUGGCAACACAUCAUUUGGAGAGCAAAAAACAACCGGGACAUUCAGCGCUGGUGGCAGCGUGGCUACACAAGGAUUUGGCUUUUCCAGCCCCACCAAGACAGGUGGGUUCGGCGCUGCUCCAGUGUUCGGCAGCCCUCCAACAUUUGGGGGAUCCCCUGGAUUCGGAGGGACGCCAGCAUUUGGUUCAGCCCCAAAUUUUUCAAGCCCGCUGGGCUCAAAUGGCGGCAAAGUGUUCGGUGAAGGUACAGCUGCAGCUAACACAGGAGGAUUUGGGUUUGGAAGCAACGCUCCAGCUGCCACAUUUGGCAACCUAGCCAGCCAGAGCGCCCCAACUUUUGGGAGUCUGUCCCAGCAAGGACCUGGAUUUGGUGCACAGAAUAGUGGAUUUUCUGGAUUUGGUUCUGGUACUAGUGGAGCAGCCCCAGCAAGCAGUGGAGGUUUUGCAUUUGGAGCAUCAAACCAGUCUACAUCCACAUUUGGGGGUGGCUGGAGAGGCUGAAUAGAUGGAGCCAGAAAGAAAGAUCCAGACUACAAAACAUUUUACAUCAAAUUCAGAUGAUCAUGAUCUCGAGAGAACAGCGUCUUUGUUGUGUUUUUUGUUACUUUUGUUCCUGAGAAAAUUUUACUUUAUUUAGAUUUUUUCCAAAAUAAAGUUUCUCAUUAAUACAUGAAUAAAAGUAAACUGCAUGAAAAGUACAAUAUAUAUUAAGAAGCUAGAAGAAGCGAUGUCUGUCAAGAAAGCAAGUGGGAGAAAAAACAUGGGCAAUAAUCCCACCCCAGGGAGGAUCACUACCAUGCUAAUUUCAACAUUUAAGAUGCUCAUAAAGAUCUUGUAGGUCGUCUGUUAGAAUCUUUGCUUGUUUCUGUCUUCUAAAGUGCAUCUUCCUCUUUUUUUUUGGGCUGCUUGGUAUGUUGAUGCCCUAUGAAUAGGAUUUGGAAAACAGUCAAGAUCUACAUUUAAGUCCCAAAUCGGUAUUGGUAACCCUUAUGAUUCUAUGCUGUAAAGCUUUCAAACAUUUCUGAGCGGCACAAACCAAAAAUGCUAUUUAAUUAUCUUUUUUAAUAUCCAAAGCCAACCCCCAUCUAUGUUUCAUGCUUUAUUUUGCUGAGAAAGCACCUCCCAGCAUUUUUGUCCGUCGCCUUCUUGAGUAAGGGCACAUUUUUCAUGUAGCAUUUACUUCCUGGUAUCCAUCUGCCCUUAUCUCAGACUUGUAGGGUGUGCUUAGCUAAGAAAACCCCCUCCUAGGAUCUAUGACAUCAUUUCCUAGGCCUAGAAGCCAGGAAGUAACUGAAGAAAUGUACAACAAAGUUUAAAACAAGUAAAUAUGAUGUACUUUAUGAUCUAUUUACCAAUGCUAGCGAAAUAAGGAUUAGAAAUAAUGUUGAUUCCGAGUGAAGUUUCACUUUAAUGUAAUUGUGUACUUUAUAUUCUUAAAGUGAAAUGUUUUUUGGUCACAUUUAUUUUAAACAUCGCUAAACUGAAGUUUUAUAUCUGUUUAAUUUAUUUGUAUAAAUUCUUUUCUAUACAAAUAAAAGUUUACAACAUUGUAUA